This is a messenger RNA of Manduca sexta (tobacco hornworm), 1853 nucleotides long. RefSeq lists its product as uncharacterized. NCBI's taxonomy places the organism in Eukaryota, Metazoa, Arthropoda, Insecta, Lepidoptera, Sphingidae. The record is from RefSeq and is a predicted model, not a curated record. The transcript is spliced from 4 exons. Bases 1 to 1335 code for a protein of 444 amino acids.
AUGAUGCGGCGUGGGUCGAUGGCCAUGGUCGGUGGUGGCGAACCGCUGAUCGUAGUGGAAGAAAGCGGUGCCGAGGAUGCAGAGUCUUCCCCGAGAUCUUCAGCUGCAGCGCGAGGCCUCUCUAUAGAUCAGGAAUCGCCACCAGAUCCCUAUCACCUGUCACCAUGGCGCGACAACCGCAAGCACUCUCUACCAACGCCAUCCUGUACUUCUGGGCCUACUGCCAGCCAGGUGCGGCGACUGUCAGAAAGAGGCGAGGGCGCUGCAAGAGAGGCACGUGAAGCAGCUUUCCUGGCGACCCUGAGUCAGGCACCACCACAGCCCGGUGGAAGGAGACAUUCCGUGGUCACAAUAUCUCGAGUUCCACAAGCUCUGUUCGGGCGUGGACGUCGCGAGUCCAUCGCAGCAUUCCCAGCGCUGGGACGCCGCAGAGACUCAGGUUCAAAAAAAUGUCCACCAGCAACCGAUACUUUAGGCAGCACUCACAACCUACAACUGGAUAUAAUGGAUGAUAUAGUCCAAGCUCGCAAAGUGCGCAUGCGUCUUUGGAACACAUCGAACGAGCGAGUGUGCGAGGUGCAACCGCUGGACGAGCGUUCUCCGAUAGGUGGUUCCGUCAGAUACACGAAUCGUGGCCGCAGACACUCGGACUUCGUCGGUUCACCACUCCCUCCGAUACCAGCCCGACGUCGUGCUUCUGAAAUGCCGCCACCGCCUCCCAUACCACCACGCAGCGGCGCUGGAGUAGUCUGCACCGACACUGACUUGCAGCACAUGCUCAAUGCUCUCACCUCUUCAGCUACCGAAAUAGAUCGUUGCGGCAAACAAGAACGCCCUCCUCGCCGCCUAGCUGACAUGCGGUCAAGUAGUUUUGACGCCUCCACUCUCGGAGACCAACCAACAAAUUCGGGAACCACAUGGUUCACCCGCAGACACCAAACACUGGCCACUAAAAAGAAGGAAAGUGAACCAAAGAAGGGAAAAGUGACAUUCGCUGCAGACUCGAAGCAAGCGCCAGGGGAUGCCGCCAAAGUAGUUUGGGAUAAACCAACAGGAUCCGUUGUUGACGCAAGUGCCCUUGGAAGUGCUAUUGAAGUAUUUUUAAGGAAAAGUAGCGCAAUAGAUCCAGGAGCUUCGACAUCUGGAACGGCUGCCAAAGAUUCUUCUUCUAAAAAUAUCGAGACAGCUUCUAAGCCACGAGACAUUCCAGGUCCGAGUCGUGUUACCGGGAGAAAUGAAGGCGAGCGCUGGUACACGAACAGGCCUGAGGAGGAGGAGCCAGCGCAAGGGUGUGAUGCCUCCCUCUGCUCUUCUCUCAAAGACCUCUUCGUGUAGACCGAUCAGCGCAUUUAAACUCUUGUAAAUUACUACCUUUAGCUGUCGCGUGCGCAUUAGUUUCUGAGAGAGUGAGUGAAAGGAUCGCGGUGUUCUACACCCGUUGUACUUUAUGAAUCUUUCAAUGUGAUAGAUCGCGCGCUGACGCCGGUCGUCUUGAGUCGACUCACGACCGACGCCUGCGAUGCGCCAAGUAUUUUUAGAAUAAAUUCUAUUUUCAUUGUAAAUUUUUUGAAAUUAGCGAUCAGAAUAUUGACUUAUUGUUAGAUAGAUAGUGAAUUAUAUUCGUAAUGAUAGGGCGCGCGCUUUUCCACGCCUAGAGCGGUCCCCCCGCGCGCGCCCCUCCCCACCCGUCUCGUUCAACAUUUUGUGUCUUGUAAUCCACCAGUGUUACCAUUAAAAUUAAAAUUUUAAUCAUAUAGCAGAUGAUUACGGAGGAGACUUCGGGAGAAACGUACGCUUAAUAAACAAAGGUGACAUUCUGUCGUCUUUAAUCAAUAAAGUUUUUAUCGAUGUUA